CUCUCUCCUCUCUUUCUCUUUCUCUAUCUCUCCCUUCUCUGCGGCAGCCGGCGGCGCAUCGAGAAUUAAUUACAGCCAAAUCCAUGUAGCUAAUCAACAGCUGCAUAGAGGAAGCAAUUCUCCCUGAAUAUUUUCCAAAAAGUAAUUGAAGAAAUGGAAGGGGGAUGGGUUGGAUUGAACAACAAUGGUUUUGAAUUCUUCAAUACUCCGGCUGUGAUGGAAGCAUUCGUCGACAUAUUGGUUUGUGCGGUCCCGAUUUGGGUGGCGGUGAUGAUCGGCUUGCUGAUCGGCUGGUCGUGGCGUCCCCGGUGGACCGGUUUGGUUUUCCUCGGUUUCCGGUCCAAGCUCCGGUUUAUUUGGACCAUUCCGCCGGGGCUCGGCGCUCGGAGAUUCUGGCUUGCGUUCACGGCGCUCUCCGCCUUUUCACUCUGCCGUGGUCUUUGGUUCCGGUCCCGCGGCAUGAGCCGAAAGCUGGAGAAGUCGUCGUCUCAGGAGCUCCUUGACUCGGCUUCGAAUUCGGCGCCGUCUCCGGCCGCCGCCGUCGCUCAGGACUCGUCCGCCGUCGAUAAUGGUAACCACGGUGAUGUCAGGCCUGUAACGGAAUCGGUAGAUGAAGAUUUAAAUAGUGUGACAGAUAAAGAUCUGGAACACCUAUUAAAUCUUCUUAAUGGAAAAGAUUGCGAAACGGGAUGGCAAAGCCUAAUGGAGCGCUCCACUUCAAACAUGGCAUACCAAGCUUGGCGCUCUGAACCCGAGAUGGGGCCGACAGUGUACCGCAGCAGAACAAUUUUUGAGGAAGCAACUCCUGAGCUUGUGAGAGAUUUUUUCUGGGACGAUGAAUUUCGUCCUAAAUGGGAUCCGAUGCUUGCUUACGUCAAAAUACUCGAAGAAUGUCCUAAUACAGGAAUGAUGGUUGUCCAUUGGAUUAAGAAGUUCCCUUUCUUCUGUAGCGAUCGAGAAUAUAUCAUUGGUAGAAGAAUAUGGGAAGGAGGAAGAAAUUAUUAUUGUGUGACGAAGGGAGUACAAUACCCAACUUUGCCGAGGCGUGACAAACCAAGGCGUGUGGAUCUUUAUUUCUCAAGUUGGGUUGUCAAGCCUGUUCAAUCACGUAAAGGAGACGGCCAAUUAACCGCAUGUGAGGUUAACCUCGUUCACUACGAAGACAUGGGAAUCCCAAAAGACGUAGCCAAGCUAGGCGUCCGCCACGGGAUGUGGGGGACCGUGAAGAAGUUACACUCCGGUUUCCGAUCAUAUCAAACUGCUAGAAAACUCGAGGCUUCACUAACUAGGUGCGCUCUCAUGGCAAAAAUCACAACCAAAGCUCCCUUCGAAGAAGAACAACAAGAGGAAGAAGAAGGCUCGGAUAAUAACGCCGAGCAAGUAGUACAUUGUGAGGAAGAAAGGAGUUUGUUAGUAGCAAAGGAGGGGCGGAGGGAUGGUGGUGGGAUUGACUGGAAAUGGGUGGCUAUUGGCGGCACUGUGGCGGUCUUUUGUGGGCUUCAAACGGGGUUCAUUGGCAAAGCUUUGUUGAUUGGUGCGGGGAAUAGAAUUGCUCGGAGAGGAGGUAAUCGAUCCUAGGUGAGACGAUUUGCUUCGAUUUUUUAUUUAUUAAUGAUGCUUUGAUUGUUUGAGCAACUAUACAUACUCUUUGCUUUUCAUGUGUGUGUAUGUAUGUAUAUCUUUGUAAGCAGAGGAUUCUAUACUCUAUUGUUUGAUCCCUUAUUAAGGAAGCUCCUCAAAUAAAGUAACUGACAUAUAAUUUUAUAUGCAU
Erythranthe guttata (spotted monkey flower) is the source of this 1771-nucleotide messenger RNA. RefSeq lists its product as hypothetical. Lineage: Eukaryota; Viridiplantae; Streptophyta; Magnoliopsida; Lamiales; Phrymaceae. Gene Ontology annotation, molecular function: lipid binding. The record is from RefSeq and is a predicted model, not a curated record.